Rotaria sp. Silwood2 is the source of this 990-nucleotide messenger RNA. The record is from the annotation of a GenBank genome assembly. NCBI's taxonomy places the organism in Eukaryota, Metazoa, Rotifera, Eurotatoria, Philodinida, Philodinidae.
AUGUCGUCGACAACUUCAUUGUACCUCUAUCUUUCUCAACAAAUUACUUUAUAUAUGAACAUUCCGAUUUUAAUUGUCGGUGUUAUUGGUGGAAUAUUUAAUCUCAUGGUAUUUCUUAGUCUUAAAACUUUUCGACAAAGUUCAUGUUCAUUCUAUUUAAUGAUUAUGUCAUGGGUUAAUAUUGGUCAAUUAGUUACUGGUAAUUUAAGUCGAAUAAUGAGUUUUGGAUAUAAUAUUGAUUGGACACUAAAUUCAUUAUUUUAUUGUAAAAUAAGAUGGUAUUGUAUUCAGAUAUGUACAUUAACUUCAUAUGCAUGUUUAUGUUUUGCAACAAUUGAUCAAUAUUUAGCAACAUCAAAUCGUUAUCGAUGGCAACAAUGGAGUAAUAUUAAAUUAGCAUAUUAUCUUUGCUUAGCAUCCUUUAUUUUUUCAACGUUACAUGGAAUUCCUUCGAUUAUUUAUUAUACUUAUAGUCCAUCAAUUAUUACAACUAAACUUGUUUGUACUGUUACUAAUACCAUGUAUCAACAUUAUAGAACUUAUGGUUAUUUUUUAGUACUAGUAGGUUUUUUACCAGUUUUUAUUACUGUUCUUUUUGGAACAUUGGCAUAUAGAAAUGUUCAACAACUAGCUUAUCGAACAGUUCCACUUGUUCGACGUGAAUUAGAUAAACAAUUAACAAGUAUAGUUCUUGUACAAGUUGUUUAUAGUUUUAUUGUCAUUAUGCCUUAUGCAAUAUUUGUAACAAUAGCAACUAUAAUAGAUUUCGGAUCUGAUCCUGUUAUUAUUGCCAAAUUACAGUUUAUUGAAUCUUUAACCGGAGCUUUUUAUUAUUCAUAUUUUGCAGCUCCAUUUUAUAUUUAUGUUUUUGUAUCAAAACGAUUUCGACAACAAUUACUUUAUGUACUUAGUCCCAUUUUUAUUAAUAUUGCUAGGCAUCCACCAAUAAUUAGUAAUAAUCAAGUAGUACCAGAACUUAAUGGAAAUUAA